Messenger RNA from Acaulospora morrowiae, 342 nucleotides. NCBI's taxonomy places the organism in Eukaryota, Fungi, Glomeromycota, Glomeromycetes, Diversisporales, Acaulosporaceae. The record is from the annotation of a GenBank genome assembly.
AUGUCUAUACUUGUAGUUUGUGAAAUGCAAACAUCUCGAAAUUUUGACAACAAUCUAAUCUAUAAGUUUCGAUCACUUUUAGAAGAAAAUGGUAAACUCGAGGACAUUAAUGAGGAAAAAAAUGUGAAUAGUUAUUGUACCGAAGACGGUAAACUAGGAAAAGCGUGCAUCGAAAAUGCCAGGACUGCAUUUUACAACUUAAAAACCCUUUUUUUGCCACUUUUAGGGGUGACCCAGGAAAGGUUUGAAGAAAUGCUUGAAACAUUACCUAAAGAGUUGGAAGAUAAUAAAUCCUAUUUUGACAUAGCUCGUGUUUAUGGGCGUAAGAAGGAAAAUGUUUGA